Molecule: messenger RNA, 1320 nt
Organism: Osmerus eperlanus (European smelt)
Lineage: Eukaryota; Metazoa; Chordata; Actinopteri; Osmeriformes; Osmeridae
Gene: fahd2a
Product: fumarylacetoacetate hydrolase domain containing 2A
Exons: 8
Coding region: 225-1094 (289 amino acids)
Molecular function (GO): catalytic activity
Source: RefSeq, a predicted model, not a curated record
CCAAAGUGCAAUGUCAAGUAUGUAUAAUCUGCUUUGCAUACCAUAAAAGUAACAUUCCCUAGUCAGCAUUGAACUUUAUCUGUGCAGGAGAUAAGGCGCUUUAGUUUUUGCACAGAGCGGUGUGAUCAGUAGAGGACACUAAUCCUCUCACUUUGCUGAUUUUGAGAGGAUUCUCUGAUAGGCUGUCAAAGUACAGGACGGUGGAGCAUCUACGUGGUGCAGCAAUGCGGUUGGUGCAGUUCCAGUUCAGCAAUGAUGACGGUGGAGUCAGGGUGGGCGUGGAGCAGAGGGAAGGGCUUGGUGUGGUGGACCUCAAGGCCUUCGAUGCCUCCAUGCCUUCCACCAUGAUAGAGUUUCUAGAGAUGGGCCAUAAGGGCAUGGAGUGUGCUCAGAGGGCCCUGUCCUCAGGCCAGUGUAUAGUGGCUAGGUCGGAGGUGAGGCUGCUACCCCCGGUCUUGACCCCACAGAAGGUGGUGUGCGUGGGCAUGAACUACCGGGACCAUUGCCUGGAGCAGAAUGCCCCCAUCCCCAAGGAGCCAAUAAUCUUCAGCAAAUUCUCCAGCUGCAUCACCGGCCCCUACGACAACAUCACACUGCCGGAUGAGAGCCAGGAGGUGGACUGGGAGGUGGAGCUAGCCUUUGUGAUUGGACGGAGAGGGAAACACAUCAAGGAGGAGGAUGCCAUGUCAUUUGUGGCAGGCUUCACCGUGGCUAACGACGUCACCGCUCGUGAUUGGCAGAUGAAACGCAACGGGAAGCAGUGGUUGCUGGGAAAAACAUUUGACAGCUUCUGUCCUCUCGGCCCUGCUUUAGUGACAAGCGAUGCUGUGAAAGACCCUCACAUGCUGGGGAUCCGUUGCCUGGUUAAUGGAGCAACGGUCCAGGACAGCAACACGGACCAGAUGAUCUUCAGGACAGAGAAGCUGGUGGCCUGGGUUUCACAGUUUGUGACCUUGUCCCCAGGUGAUGUGUUUCUAACUGGCACCCCCCCAGGUGUGGGCGUGUUCCGGAAUCCUCCAGUCUUUCUUAAGAAAGGAGAUGUGGUUGAGUGUCAGAUCGACCAGGUGGGGGCAAUACGGAACACCGUGGUCUGACACUGAUUGGAGUCCAUCGUCAGACAGCAUUGAUUGCGAGGCUGAUUAAGCUCUUUUGUGACGCUAAAUACCACUAAGUCAGAUGACAAGUGAAGCAACUGGCCCACCUCAUCCUGUAACAACAGAGGUGACAGAUGCAGUAUUGUCUUUAGAAAACAGCUAAUUAUUCUUUGAAACAAUUAUAGUUUGAAUGAUUAAAUAUUUCAUCAUUGUAUGUAUGAAUUGA